Messenger RNA from Dermatophagoides pteronyssinus (European house dust mite), 2612 nucleotides. RefSeq names its product TATA-box binding protein associated factor 5 (gene Taf5). Gene Ontology annotation, molecular function: RNA polymerase II general transcription initiation factor activity; protein binding. Gene Ontology annotation, biological process: transcription initiation at RNA polymerase II promoter. Lineage: Eukaryota; Metazoa; Arthropoda; Arachnida; Sarcoptiformes; Pyroglyphidae. Gene Ontology annotation, cellular component: transcription factor TFIID complex. The record is from RefSeq and is a predicted model, not a curated record.
UGUAUCACGAUCCACAUUAAUUAAUUAAUGGAACGAUCGACCAAAACAACACACAUGCAUUAUCUGAGUUUAUAAAACCGGCAAUCUGUCAACAUUUUGAUUGAAAAAUAUGGAUUCUUUCAUCAGUGAUGAUGCUCAAGAUUUAUUGGAAAAUCUUCAACCAUCUUCAGAUGAUCAUGAUCAUGAUGAUAAUAUUUCUUCAUUAAAUCAUUCAACAACAUCGAUCAAUAAUAAUAAUAAUGUAUUUCGACAAUCAUCAUAUGAUAAUUGUGCUAAUGAUAAUGAUAAUAAAUCCAAUAAUAAUAACAACCAAAAUGAUGAUCGAAUGAUGACCAUUACAAUGUCGAAUGAAUCACAACAACCGCAAUCACCAACAACGAUGGCAGUGGCCAGUAUACCGGCUCAACAAUUGGCCAAUGUUGAUAAAUCACAAAUUUUGGCCGUGAUUCAUCUGUUGAAAAAAUACCGAUUCAAUGCAACCGAAAAGAUUCUGUUGAAAGAAACAGCCAACAUAAUCAAUGAUGAUGAUAUUAAUAAUUUGGCCAAUGUAGAUCUGAUGAUGAUGAAAGAGACAAAUUUCUCAUCGCUUGUCUAUCAAACGGAAGAAAAUCCAAAUAUUUAUGAAGAAAAUUAUAAGCAAUUACAACGUUUUGUUGAUAGUUCUUUGGAUUCAUAUCGACAUGAAUUAUCUAAAUUAUUAUAUCCAGUAUUUGUUCAUAUGUAUUUGGAAUUAGUUUGUAGUGGUCAUGAAGAUCAAGCUAAAUCAUUUAUGCGUUUAUUUGGUAGACAACAAGAAUUUUGUUAUUCGAAUGAUAUUGAAAAGUUAUCACUGAUAACCAGAAUUGAACAUUUAUCAAUGUAUAAUGAAGUGCUGGAAAGUUUUCGUGAUUCCCAACAACUAUAUACAAUACGUUUGUCGAGAGAUUCAUAUAAUUAUUUAAAACGAUUUCUUCAGGAUAAAUCACAAACAUCAAGCGGUAUUGGUAAAGCAACUAUUUUGGUCAACAUUAUCCAGGAACAUUUAUUUAUCGAUGUUUAUGAAGGUUUGACUCGUAGCCGAAUGAAUGUUGAAGCAUUAUCGGGCGCCAUGUUUGGUGAAGCAAAUCGUGAUAUUAAUAAAAAACGUGUUUAUUAUGGUUUGUUUAAAGAACCAGACAUUAAAAUCGAUAUGAUGUAUGAUCUGGAUUUGGAUUUGGAUUGUUCAACAAGUCAACAUAAUCUCAAUUCCAAUGAUGUUUCAAUGAAUGAUACAUCAGGCGCUAUUGGUGGUGGAUCAUCAACAACUACCACCGGUGGUGCUCAUACAUCCAGUUAUUCGAUGAAAAAGAUGAAAAAAAUGAAAAAAGAUUCCAGUCAAUCGAAAAAAGCUAGAAAUGAUCCUAAUGCACCACCAUUGACAAGGAUACCGAUACCAGAAUUAAGGGAUACUGAACAGCUAGAAAAACGUAGAGCAAAAAAAGAAGCAAGUAAAGCUUUGAAAUUAGAAAAUGAAAAUGUUCUACCAUCGAUAUGUUUGUAUACAUUAUUGAAUGCACAACAACUUACAAAUGAAACCAGUGCUAUUUGUGCACAAAUAUCUGAUGAUUCAACAUUGUUGGCUAUUGGAUUUGCUGAUUCAUUCAUACGGAUAUGGCCGUUAACACCGGGUAAACUGCGUGGUUUAAAACCGGCCACCGAAUUAGAAAACCUGGAUAAAGAAUCUGAUGAUGUUAUGUUACGUAUAAUGAUGGAUAUGGGUAGUGAUAUGAAAAUAUUAUUCGGUCAUGGUGGUCCGGUUUAUGGUCUAAGUUUUAGUCCUUGUCGUGAUAUGUUGUUAUCAUGUUCCGAAGAUACUACCAUUCGUCUUUGGAGCCUUUUAACAUGGACAAAUGUUGUUGUUUACAAAGGGCAUUGUUUUCCAGUUUGGGAUGUUAAAUUCAGUCCACAUGGUUAUUAUUUUGCAUCAUGUUCCAAUGAUCGUACUGCAAGACUUUGGGCAACCGAUAAUCAUAAUCCAUUACGUUAUUUUGCCGGUCAUUUUGCUGAUGUUGAUUGUGUCCAAUUUCAUCCAAAUUCCAAUUAUGUUGCUACAGCAUCAUCCGAUCGUUCGAUUCGUUUAUGGGAUUGUUUAAAUGGACAAUGUGUUCGUCUGAUGACCGGUCAUAAAGAUAAUGUUCAUGUUUUAACAUUUGAAAAUUCCGGUAGAUUUCUGGCAACAGCCGGUGCCGAUAAACGAAUUUUGAUCUGGGAUUUAGCUACCGGACAUUUAGUAGCUGAUUUGGCCGGUAUUCAUACAAAUUCAAUCUAUACAUUAGCAUUCAAUCGGGGACCAGAAUCUUUAAUAUUAGCUUCUGGUGGCUUGGAUAACCGUGUCGUUCUUUGGAAUAUGAAAACAUUAUGGGAUGAUAUAGAUUUUCAAGAACUGACACCAACAUCUAUGCCACCAAUUAAAUCCAAAAGUGAAACCUAUCUACUGGCAAAAUAUCCAACCAAAUCGACCUAUAUUUUAUUGAAUCAUUUUACACGUCGUAAUCUGUUGCUAUCAAUUGGAGCAUUUCAUCAACAAUCCACAUGCACACUGUCAUCAUCAUCUACAUCUUAAUAAUAAUUAUUAAUAAAAAUAUUUUUUAUAA